UGGUGGAAAUGGUGCCUUCUGUAUCUCUGGCCCUAUUUCUGCUUAUCCUUUGUCUCACCAUAACCCCAGGUGUUUCUGGUCAGGUGACGUGGGUGGUAACUAUGACUCAUUACAGUAUCUGUGCUGUGACUGGAUCAUCAGUGGAGAUGCCCUGCUCUUUCACUCAUCAGCAUAACCCUGAUCUCAUAGUCAAUAAAGUCUACUGGGGGAUUAAUGCCCAAAGGGGCGUGCCAUUACCUGAUCUCUUAAAUAAGCAAGCGUAUACAGGUCGAGUGCAAUACGAAACAGAUAUGAAGAAAACCUGCACAUUGAUGCUGAGUGAUGUGAGAGUCACAGAUACAGCUGACUAUUAUGCCAGGAUUGAAACAACAACAGGAAAGGAGAAAUGGCAAUCAACUAAAGUCACCCUUACUGUCAAAGAAAGAAACAUUACCCUUGCUGUUGAUACAUCUGGACCAGCGAUUGAGGGGAAAGAUGUUAGACUACACUGUAAGAGUCACUGCAAUCUGACACAAAGCUCCAAGAUACUGUGGAAAAAGAAUGGGAAGAAUGUACUUGAUCCACAAACCAACAGUGAUCUGAUACUCCACAACAUCAAGAUUGAGGACGAGGGACACUAUUCCUGUUCAGUGAAAGACAAAGCAUACCAUCCAUCUCCACAAGUGAAGCUUAAUGUCAUGUACCCCCCAAAGAAAACCUCAGUUUCUCUCAGUCCUGCUGGUGAGAUACAUGAGGGCAGUUCAGUGACUCUGACCUGCAGCAGUGAUGCAAACCCACCAGUGGAGAGCUACACCUGGUACAGGACACACAGAACUGCAACAUCUACAGUGGGAUCAGAUCAGAUUUACCCCCUCUUAAGUAUCAGCUCUAAACACAGUGGGCAUUACUACUGUGUGGUGAAGAAUCAAUAUGGUGUUGGUAAUUCUACAGCUGUUCACCUGGAUGUUCAGUAUGCUCCCAGAACCAUCUCAGCAUCAGUCAGUCCCUCUGGUGACAUAGUGGAGGGCAGUUCAGUGAAUCUGACCUGCAGCAGUGAUGCCAACCCACCAGUUCAGAUCUACACCUGGUGUAAACAAGAGAAGAGUGAACAAGUGAGUGAAUCAGCGAUGUCAAAAAUAUCAGCCCAGCAGGUUUACAGCAUCAGUAAAGCCCACUCUGAACACACUGGAUAUUACUACUGUCAGGCUAAAAACAAACAUGGACACUCUGACUCUACAAUUAUGCAUCUGGAUGUUCUCUACCCCCCUAAAGGGACAUCAGCGUCCCACAAUCACACUGGUGAUCUAAAAGAGGGCACUUCAGUGACUCUGACCUGCAGCAGUGAUGCCAACCCACCAGUUCAGAACUACACCUGGUACAGGAAGACUGGAGAUAAAACUGAUAAUGUAGGCUCAGGAAAGACCAUCACCUUCACUCUGGACACCACUACUGCUGGACUUUACCACUGUAAGGCUAAAAAUAGGAUUGCCUCUGAGGAUUCCCAUGCUCUUAAGGUCUCACUGGCAGGCUCGGGAUGGCAAAGUAUGGCUGCGAUAGCAGGAGGAGCUGUUGCUUUCCUCAUAGUUCUCAUCGUGGUCCUGGCUGUUCUUAUGUCCCGAAGGAAGAAGAAUGCGUCCAACUCAACCAUCGUCUCUGGCAGCACAGUCAGGAAUUCACAGGAUGCUGCUGACAACGACUAUGUGAAUGUCAACCCGGCGACCUCUCACCCUGGCCAGAGUGUGGACUCAGAUGAUCAGGAUGAUGUCCAGUAUGCCAGCGUUCAGUUCAAGAGCUCCAGAGAACAGGAGGUGCCCAUUUACUCCACUGUCGAGGAGCCCAAACUCCACUCACAACAGCAGGUGCGGGAGGAGGUGCAGUACGCAGCAGUCAACUUCUCUAGACCCACUGCUGCCACCCAUACCGGUGCAGAUACAGAUGUCUACAGUGCAGUCAGCAAACCCAGAAAGAAGAAGGCCUGCAGGCAGUGUACAGCUCACCAGCAGUAAUGCGUGACCGAUGACCUGAUGGCCGAUGACACACACACACACAGAGAGAGAGAGAUGACCGAUGACCUGAUUGUGUGCACUUUCAAAACAGGCAGACACAUGCAGCACACACACAGAGAGAGAGAGAGAGAGAGAGAGAGAUUACAUGACCUGAUGGUGUCUGCAAUCAGUCUUAGAGGUUUGGGCACUCUCUCAUGAAGAACGAUGGAAUACUGUAGCCUGCUGGUUUAGCUGUGAAGGGUCCAUCAAUUCAUCCAUUAAUUUAUUUUGUCAUUUAUUCAUCUGUCUAAAACAUUUACACAUGAUCAUUCAUUAAGCUGAGACUUUAAUCCAAGGCAAUUUAAGAUGCGAAGCAAAAAAAUAAAAUAAUCAUCUAUCAGUGUGUGAUUCAUUUAAUGUGCUUGUUUUUAUUGUGUUUUCGAUAUAGAAGUGAAUUUUUACCUUGGCACAUUUGCGAAAGUCUUCAAUAGGAAUCUCUUCUGUAUAACAUGACAUUUCAUCACAUUCAACUUC
Messenger RNA from Alosa alosa (allis shad), 2498 nucleotides. RefSeq names its product B-cell receptor CD22-like. NCBI's taxonomy places the organism in Eukaryota, Metazoa, Chordata, Actinopteri, Clupeiformes, Clupeidae. The coding region runs from base 9 to 1985 and encodes 658 amino acids. The transcript has 10 exons. The record is from RefSeq and is a predicted model, not a curated record.